Messenger RNA from Lutra lutra (Eurasian river otter), 1425 nucleotides. RefSeq names its product TGFB induced factor homeobox 1 (gene TGIF1). The transcript is spliced from 3 exons. The coding region runs from base 117 to 935 and encodes 272 amino acids. Gene Ontology annotation, biological process: regulation of transcription by RNA polymerase II. NCBI's taxonomy places the organism in Eukaryota, Metazoa, Chordata, Mammalia, Carnivora, Mustelidae. Gene Ontology annotation, molecular function: RNA polymerase II cis-regulatory region sequence-specific DNA binding; DNA-binding transcription factor activity, RNA polymerase II-specific. The record is from RefSeq and is a predicted model, not a curated record.
UCCUACAAGUUACGGGAGAGUCGGCCGGGAAAGAGGACAAUCGCGUGCCCCCUUUGCCCCCGCUCCUGGCCCCUCGAGACCCCCACAUCGCCUCGCGCUGGAAGGGGAGCUCCAGAAUGAAAAGCAAGAAAGGUGUUGUUGUGGCAUCGGGCAGUGAGACGGAGGAUGAUGACAACAUGGACAUCCCUCUGGACCUCUCCUCCUCUGCUGGUGCAGGCAAGAGAAGGCGAAGGGGCAACCUUCCCAAGGAAUCUGUGCAGAUUCUCCGCGAUUGGCUGUAUGAGCACCGAUACAAUGCCUAUCCCUCAGAACAAGAAAAAGCAUUACUGUCCCAACAAACACACCUGUCUACACUACAGGUCUGUAACUGGUUCAUCAACGCCCGCCGCAGGCUUCUCCCAGACAUGCUGAGAAAAGAUGGCAAAGAUCCAAAUCAGUUCACAAUUUCCCGCCGUGGGGCCAAGAUUUCUGAGGCGAGCUCUGUGGAGUCAGCCAUUGGUAUCAAAAACUUCUUACCGGCUCUAGAGGAGAGCCCAUUUCAUUCCUGUACAGCUGGACCAAACCCAGCCCUAGGGAGGCCGCUGUCCCCCAAGCCAUCGUCCCCAGGAUCAAUAUUGGCUCGUCCAUCCGUGAUUUGUCAUACCACUGUGACUGCAUUGAAAGACGUGCCUUUCUCUCUCUGCCAGCCAGUUGGUGUGGGACAAAACACAGAUACACAGCAGAUAGCAGCCAGCAGCUUCACAGACACCUCCCUCCUGUACCCAGAGGACACAUGUAAAUCUGGACCAAGUACAAAUCCACAGAGUGGUCUUUUCAACACUCCCCCACCUACUCCACCGGACCUCAACCAGGAUUUUAGUGGAUUUCAGCUUCUCGUGGAUGUUGCACUCAAACGGGCUGCAGAGAUGGAGCUUCAGGCUAAACUUACAGCUUAACCCAUUUUCAAGAAGAAAAGUUUUCACAGGUGUUAUUAUGAUUGCCGGGGUGAUGGCAAGAGACAAACUGCAUUAUUUUAUAUAUUUUUUUAUUAAUAUUUGCACAUGGGAUUGCUAAAGUGAAGCUUCUGUUACUGAGAUGUCUUCAAUGGAAUACAGUCAUUCCAAGAACUAUAAACUCAAAGCUACUGUAGAAACAAAGGGUUUUCUUUUUUAAAUGUUUCUUGGUAGAUUAUUCAUAAUGUGAGAUGGUUCCCAAGAUCAUGUGAUUUCUUUUUUUUCCCCUCUCUUUCUCCCUUCCCUUUUUUUUUUUUUUUUUUUUUAUCUCCAGACUGUGCAAUACUUAGAGAACCUAUAGCAUCUUCUCAUUCCCAUGUGGAACAGGAUGCCCACAUACUAAUUAAUAAAUUUUCCAUUUUUUUCCAAACAAGUAUGAAUCUAGUUGAUUGAUGCCUUUUUUUCAUGAUGUAAUAAAGUAUUUUCUUUAAAA